Messenger RNA from Medioppia subpectinata, 582 nucleotides. Lineage: Eukaryota; Metazoa; Arthropoda; Arachnida; Sarcoptiformes; Oppiidae. The record is from the annotation of a GenBank genome assembly.
GGACCCCUUCAUGACGAGUACUCAUUGACUGAUAAUAUGUGGGGCGAGGGGUCUGUCCCUCAGAUCCAAGUCUUACCGUUAGUUGAUUUGGUCAUAACCCACGGCGGGAACAAUACUGUCACCGAAACCUUUUAUUUCGGAAUCGGUGAGUCGUUGGUGAGGGCCGGGCAUCGGGUUAUGUUCCUAAUCAACGAGCAAUGGAGGGGUCGGCUCACAAAAUACGGCAUCGAAGAGGUUUUGUAUGAGAGUUGGACCGAAAACAAAGAAUCCGACAAAAAUAUGGCACUUAAAGCGGCGAUGAGUGCCAAACGGAUUGGCCUAAUGACCGAUCGCUCACCGCUGGAGAAGAUGGUCGCCUAUUGGGGCCAACUAUUUCCCGAUAUGACACAAAAAUGGCCAAAAACUGAUAAAAUGAUUGAGAGAUAUAUUGAUAAAUUAUGUCCAGAUCUAAUCAUAAUUGAUCACGUUGUAUAUCACACCAGUGUUGUCAAAUCUGGAAUACCAUGGGUUUGGGUCUGUAGUUGUAAUCCAUUACUAUUAAUCGAUGAUAAUCGGACGCCCCCUCACGGCUCAGGUUUGUAA